UUAUUUACCCUCGUAAGAUUAGAAGGUGCGGAAGCAGCGAGAGAGAGGGAGAGUAAUAAAGACGCGACGCCAGACAGAGAGGGAAGACGGCAGAGUGAGGGUUUUGCUGUUCACUCCUGUCUUCUUCGCCGGUGCUCCGUCUGAUCUCUCUCGAGCAUCCAAUCUUUCCAGAGGCGUCGAUGUGUGGAAGCUUCGACUAGGGCUUUACAUGGCGGUCGCAUCGCAAUCGAUUCGCUUCUGCGGGACGGCCGCUGGAACCGGCGCCGGAAACCUAGACGCGCUCAACCGCAUCCUCGCGGACCUGUGCACCAGAGGCAAUCCCAAGGAUGGUGCUGCAUUGGCUUUGAAGAAGCAUGUGGAGGAAGAAGCCCGUGAUCUUAAUGGAGAAGCUUUUUUACGUUUUAUGGAUCAGCUGUAUGAUCGUAUUACUAGUCUAUUGGAGAGUAAUGACAUUGCUGAAAAUUUGGGAGCUUUAAGGGCAAUUGAUGAGUUGAUAGAUAUGCCACUCGGUGAAAAUGCCUCCAAGGUUUCGAGGUUCUCUAAUUACAUGAGAACUGUGUUUGAAGUGAAGCGUGAUCCUGAUAUUUUGUGCCUUGCUAGUAAAGUUCUUGGCCAUCUAGCUAAGGCUGGUGGGGCAAUGACUGCAGAUGAAGUGGAAUGGCAGGUGAAGAAUGCCCUGGAAUGGCUCCGAGGUGAAAGAAUAGAGUAUCGUUGCUUCGCUGCUGUCUUAAUCUUAAAAGAAAUGGCUGAGAAUGCUUCAACUGUAUUCAAUGUUCAUGUACCUGAAUUUGUGGAUGCCAUAUGGGUUGCAUUGAGGGAUCCUAACUUAGCUGUCCGAGAGCGGGCUGUGGAGGCUUUACGUGCUUGCCUACGUGUUAUUGAAAAACGUGAAACUCGUUGGCGUGUACAAUGGUAUUAUCGUAUGUUUGAGGCUACACAGGAUGGGCUGGGUAGAAAUGCACCUGUUCAUAGCAUACAUGGUUCUCUACUUGCUGUUGGCGAGCUUCUAAGGAAUACAGGUGAGUUCAUGAUGUCAAGGUAUAGAGAAGUUGCAGAGAUUGUUCUCAGAUACCUACAACACCGGGAUCGGCUUGUUCGGCUUAGCAUAACUUCACUGCUACCUCGCAUUGCUCAUUUCUUGCGUGACCGUUUUGUUUCCAGCUAUCUAACGAUAUGCAUGAAUCAUAUUCUUGAAGUUCUUAAAAUACCUGCUGAACGGGCUAGUGGGUUUGUUGCUCUUGGAGAGAUGGCUGCUGCUUUGGAUGGUGAACUUGUUAACUAUUUGCCGACAAUAACGUCUCAUUUACGGGAUGCGAUUGCUCCUCGUAGAGGGAGACCCUCACUUGAGGCUUUGGCCUGUGUUGGAAACAUUGCAAAAGCCAUGGGGCCUGCAAUGGAACCUCAUGUUCGUGGCCUUUUGGAUGCUAUGUUUUCUGCUGGUCUUUCCUCCACUCUGGUGGAAGCUCUUGAGCAAAUAACCAUCAGUAUCCCAUUGUUGCUGCCAACUAUUCAAGUUCGUUUGCUGGAUUGCAUUUCAAUGGUUCUUUCAAAAACUCAUUAUCCCCAGGCUAGGCCAUCUGUUUCCAGUCGUGGAAAUAUUACAAAUACCACUCAGCAUAUCACAGAACUUAGCUGUUCUGCUCUAGUGCAACUUGCUUUGCAAACUCUUGCUUGUUUUAAUUUCAAGGGUCAUGAUCUUCUUGAGUUUGCAAGGGCUACAGUAGUUGUAUAUUUGGAAGAUGAAGAUGGAGCUACAAGGAAAGAUGCUGCACUGUGUUGCUGCAGAUUGAUAGCAAAUUCUUUCUCUGGCAUGGGUUGCGUGCAAUUUAGUACUAGCAGGUCCAGUCGGACAGGUGGAAAGCGACGUCGUCUUGUUGAGGAGAUUGUGGAGAAGCUUCUUAUUGCAGCUGUGGCAGAUGCUGAUGUCACCGUCCGACAUUCUAUAUUUGCUUCUCUGCAUGGAAAUGGAGGCUUGGACGACUUCCUAGCACAGGCUGAUAGUUUGAGUGCUAUAUUUGCUGCAUUAAAUGAUGAGGAUUUUGAAGUACGAGAAUUUGCAAUAUCUGUUGCGGGAAGAUUAUCUGAAAAGAAUCCAGCUUAUGUUCUUCCAGCACUUCGUCGCCAUCUUAUUCAGUUAUUGACAUAUUUAGCACAAAGCUCUGAUAGCAAAUGCAGAGAAGAAAGUGCUAAGUUACUUGGAUGUUUAAUUCGCAACUGUGAACGGUUAAUUCUUCCUUAUAUUGCUCCAAUACACAAGGCACUUGUGACUAAGCUUUGUGAAGGGCCUGGUGUGAAUGCUAAUAGUGGCAUUAUAAGUGGAGUUCUUGUGACUGUUGGUGAUCUUGCUAAAGUGGGUGGUUUUGCAAUGAGACAAUAUAUUCCUGAACUUAUGCCAUUGAUUGUUGAGGCUUUGUUAGAUGGAGCUGCCGCCAUGAAGCGUGAAGUAGCUGUUGCCACUCUUGGCCAAGUUGUACAGAGUACAGGAUAUGUCAUAACUCCAUAUAAUGAGUACCCACUGUUGCUUGGUUUACUCUUGAAAUUGCUGAAUGGUGAGCUAGCAUGGUCUACCAGACGAGAAGUGUUAAAGGUUCUUGGUAUUAUGGGUGCCUUAGAUCCUCAUGCACAUAAGCGGAAUCAGCAAAGCUUGCAAGGUUCUCAUGGUGAAGUUACCCGCACAGCCACUGAUACAGGUCAACACAUCCGGUCUAUUGAUGAAUUGCCUAUGGACCUCUGGCCAUCUUUUGCAACAUCAGAAGAUUAUUAUUCGACGGUUGCUAUCAAUUCCCUCAUGCGGAUUCUUAGAGAUCCUUCGUUGUCUAGUUAUCACCAAAAAGUGGUUGCUUCCCUCAUGUUUAUAUUCAAGUCAAUGGGUCUUGGUUGUGUCCCAUACUUGCCAAAGGUGUUGCCUGAUCUCUUUCACAUUGUUCGUACGUGUGAAGAUGGUCUGAAAGAAUUUAUAACAUGGAAGCUUGGGACCCUGGUGUCUAUUGUGCGUCAGCAUAUUAGGAAAUAUCUACCUGAGUUGCUAUGUCUGAUAUCUGAACUAUGGUCAUCCUUUAGUUUGCCAGCUGCUCACCGUCCUGUGCAUGGAUCCCCAAUAUUACAUCUAGUGGAACAACUGUGCUUGGCCCUCAAUGAUGAAUUCAGAACGUAUCUAGCUGAUAUUCUUCCGUGCUGUAUUCAAGUCCUUAGUGAUGCUGAACGCUUUAAUGACUACACUUACGUUCUUGAUAUUCUCCAUACUCUUGAAGUGUUUGGUGGAACUUUGGAUGAACAUAUGCAUUUACUACUUCCUGCACUCAUACGGUUGUUUAAAGUGGAUGCUUCAGUGGAUGUAAGACGUGCUGCUAUUAGAACUCUCACAAGAUUGAUCCCUCGUGUGCAGGUUAGUGGUCACAUAUCAUCACUUGUUCAUCACUUGAAGCUAGUCUUGGAUGGGAAAAAUGAUGAGCUCCGUAAGGAUUCUGUUGAUGCACUUUGUUGUCUAGCUCAUGCCCUUGGGGAGGACUUCACUAUCUUCAUUCCUUCAAUUCACAAACUUUUGGUGAAACAUCGAUUGCGGCACAAAGAGUUUGAAGAAAUUGAAGGGCAUUUGCAGAGAUGCGAGCCUCUAAUCUUGGGGAGCUGUGCUGCUCAAAGAUUAAGUCGACGUCUUCCUGUUGAAGUUAUUAGUGACCCUCUAAAUGAUGUUGAGAAUGACCCAUAUGAUGAUGGGAUUGAUGUGCAUAAACAACUUAGAAGCCAUCAGGUAAAUGAUGGUAGGCUACGCACUGCUGGUGAGGCUUCUCAGCGCAGUACAAAAGAAGAUUGGGCAGAAUGGAUGAGGCAUUUCAGCAUUGAACUCCUGAAGGAAUCCCCAUCUCCGGCCUUGCGAACCUGUGCUAGGCUUGCACAGUUGCAGCCUUUUGUUGGGCGAGAGUUGUUUGCUGCUGGUUUUGUUAGCUGUUGGUCACACCUGAACGAGACUAGUCAAAGACAACUAGUUCGGAGUUUAGAGAUAGCUUUUUCUGCUCCAAAUAUUCCCCCUGAAAUUCUAGCUACACUACUUAAUUUGGCAGAGUUCAUGGAACAUGAUGAAAAGCAUCUUCCUAUAGACAUCCGUCUACUUGGUGCUCUUGCCGAAAAGUGUCGAGUAUUUGCGAAGGCCUUGCACUAUAAGGAGAUGGAAUUUGAAGGUGCACGCUCCAAGAAGAUGGAUGCAAAUGCCGUUGCUGUAGUAGAAGCACUCAUACAUAUAAACAAUCAACUUCAUCAGCAUGAGGCUGCAGUUGGAAUAUUAACAUAUGCCCAGCAACAUUUGGAUGUUCAAUUGAAGGAAUCAUGGUAUGAGAAAUUGCAGAGGUGGGAUGACGCACUCAAGGCAUAUACUGCUAAAGCCUCACAAGCAUCAAGUACAAAUGAUAUUCUGGAAGCUACACUAGGACGAAUGCGAUGCCUUGCUGCACUGGCUCGUUGGGAGGAGCUUAAUGACCUGUGCAAAGAACAUUGGACUCCUGCUGAUGCAAAUGCUCGACUGGAAAUGGCUCCACUGGCUGCUUGUGCCGCAUGGAACAUGGGAGAAUGGGAUCAGAUGUCAGAAUAUGUUCAUCGACUGGAUGAUGGUGAUGAAGCUAAACUGCGUGUGAUGGGAAAUACUGCUGCCACUGGUGAUGGUAGUAGUAAUGGUACAUUUUUCAGGGCUGUUCUACUAGUUCGGAAGGGAAAGUAUGAUGAAGCACGCGAAUAUGUUGAGAGAGCAAGGAAAUGCUUAGCUACCGAGCUUGCUGCUCUGGUUCUAGAGAGCUACGAGCGUGCAUACAGCAAUAUGGUUCGUGUUCAGCAGCUGUCUGAGUUAGAGGAGGUCAUCGAUUAUUUUUCUCUUCCUGUGGGAAACCCUGUUGCUGAAGGUCGGCGCGCACUUAUUCGUAAUAUGUGGAGUGAGCGCAUAAAAGGUGCAAAACAGAAUAUAGAGGUUUGGCAAGCAUUUUUGGCUGUGAGGACACUGGUAUUGCCACCUACUGAAGAUGCUGAGACUUGGCUCAAGUUUGCUUCACUUUGUCAAAAAAGUGGAAGAAUUAGUCAGGCUAGAUCUACCUUAGUUAAACUGCUACAGUUUGACCCAGAAACAUGCCCAGAAAACAUACGAUAUCAUGGAAAUCCUCAAGUGUUGCUAGGAUACUUGAAAUACCAAUAUUCGCUUGGAGAGGACCACAAGCGUAGGGAAGCCCUUGCUAGGCUGCAGGAUCUAGCCUUGGAGCUUUCAGCAUCGCCAAACAUCCAAGCAGUUACACCCACUGGUAUAAUGGGCGUCUCAAAUGAUCCAUUCCUUGCUCGUGUAUAUCUUACACUUGGAAAUUGGCAGUGGGCAUUGUCUCCUGGGUUAGAUGAUGAUUCUAUACAAGAAAUCUUGAACGCAUUCAGAAAUGCCACUCACUGUGCAUCAAAGUGGGGAAAAGCAUGGCACAAGUGGGCUCUGUUCAACACAGCAGUGAUGUCUCAUUACACUGUAAGAGGGUUUCCCAGUGUUGCUGCAGAAUUUGUUGUUGCUGCAGUCACUGGAUACUUUCAUUCCAUAGCCUGUGCUGCUAAUUCUAAGGGAGUGGAUGACAGUUUACAGGAUAUACUUCGUCUUCUCACUUUGUGGUUCAACCAUGGAGCUACAGCUGAAGUUCAGAUGGCACUGCGAAAUGGAUUUUUACAUGUUAAUAUCAAUACAUGGUUGGUUGUUUUGCCCCAGAUAAUUGCCAGGAUACAUUCUAAUAAUCAUGCUGUGAGAGAGCUGAUACAAUCGCUUUUAGUACGAAUUGGACAGAGCCAUCCACAGGCUCUUAUGUACCCUCUUCUUGUGGCUUGUAAAUCAAUAAGCAAUUUACGUAGAGCUGCAGCUCAAGAAGUGGUUGACAAAGUUCGGCAGCAUAGUGGCGCUCUUGUGGCUCAGGCACAACUUGUGUCAAAAGAGCUCAUCAGGGUUGCGAUACUUUGGCAUGAAAUGUGGCAUGAGGCACUGGAAGAAGCCAGUCGUUUGUUUUUUGGUGAACAUAACAUUGAGGGAAUGCUAAAGGCUUUAGAGCCAUUACAUAAACUUCUUGAAGAAGGGGCAAUGUUAAACAACACAACCAUAAAAGAGAAGGCUUUCAUUCAGGCAUAUCACCAUGAAUUAUUAGAAGCAUAUGAAUGCUGCAUGAAAUAUAAGAGAACUGGGAAAGAUGCGGAACUUACUCAGGCAUGGGAUCUUUAUUAUCAUGUUUUCAGACGAAUAGAUAAGCAGCUUCAAACUCUUACCACCCUGGAGCUGCAGUCCGUUUCCCCUGAAUUGUUAGAGUGCCGCAAUUUAGAGCUUGCUGUUCCUGGGACUUACCGAGCAGAUUUACCAGUUGUGACAAUUGCAUCAUUUGCACCCCAGCUUGUUGUCAUAACAUCUAAGCAGCGACCAAGGAAAUUGACAAUUCAUGGGAGCGAUGGGGAAGAUUAUGCUUUCCUCCUGAAAGGACAUGAAGACUUGCGCCAGGAUGAACGUGUUAUGCAGCUCUUUGGAUUGGUCAACACUCUGCUGGAAAAUUCUAGAAAAACUCAAGAAAAAGAUCUUUCUAUUCAAAGAUAUGCUGUCAUUCCAUUAUCUCCAAAUAGUGGAUUGAUUGGGUGGGUCCCAAAUUGUGACACGCUGCAUCACCUCAUUCGAGAAUACAGGGAUGCUAGGAAGAUCACCUUAAAUCAAGAGCAGAAGCUAAUGCUUAGCUUUGCCCCGGACUAUGACCAUUUGCCACUUAUAGCUAAAGUGGAGGUCUUCAAGUAUGCUUUGCAAAAUACUGAAGGCAAUGACCUUGCAAGGGUCCUUUGGUUAAAAAGCCGAAGUUCUGAGGUCUGGCUAGACAGGAGGACGAACUACACUAGAAGCUUGGCUGUCAUGAGCAUGGUUGGUUACCUUCUUGGCUUAGGUGAUCGACACCCUAGUAAUCUGAUGCUGCAUCGUUCCAGUGGGAAGAUAUUGCACAUUGAUUUUGGAGACUGUUUUGAAGCUUCGAUGAACCGUGAGAAGUUUCCUGAAAAGGUUCCUUUCCGCUUGACAAGAAUGCUUGUGAAGGCUAUGGAGGUUAGUGGUAUUGAAGGCAACUUCCGUUCAACUUGUGAAAAUGUGAUGCAGGUUCUUCGAACACACAAGGAUAGUGUCAUGGCUAUGAUGGAGGCUUUUGUUCAUGAUCCUUUGAUAAACUGGCGCCUUUUCAACUUCAAUGAAGUACCUCAAAUGUCAGCCAUGGUCAACUCUCAUGUCCCUGCCGUUGUCAAUAGUGAUGAAACUGCUCCAAAUAGAGAGCUGCUUCAACCACAAAGAGGUGCUCGAGAGAGGGAGCUUCUUCAGGGAUAUACGCAGGCCGUCAAUCAACUAGGUGAUGCUAACGAGGUCUUAAAUGAGCGUGCUGUGCUUGUUAUGGCUCGGAUGAGUAACAAGCUUACAGGGCGCGAUUUUUCUAGUGGUUCUUCAGGAGCAACCAACUCUACCCAACAUGCAGUAGACCAUAAUACCUUGACCUCUGGAGAUACUCGUGAAGUUGAACAUGGUUUAUCUGUUAAACUGCAAGUUCAGAAGUUGAUUCUUCAAGCUACAUCUCAUGAAAAUUUGUGCCAAAACUAUGUCGGGUGGUGUCCCUUUUGGUAACCGCGAGACUCAAAAACAUACUGUACAUACCGUCACGUACAUAGCCUCUGCUAGUACCUUCGACAACGUCCCUCAGUUCUUGUCUAUAUUUAUUUCCUGUAUAUAGCGGCUCUUUUUGGAGCGACAAGUGUUGUCCUAUUUGCCUGGGUUUUCUUUGCUUCAUUUGAAGGAAAUAUUAUUCAUGUGUAUAGGCAACGCGACCGACCAAAAUGUGAAGGCCAAACCAUAGUUGCAGAAUCUGUAUGUUGCUUAUCUAUGUAGAUGUAGUUUCAGGCAA
Diospyros lotus (date-plum) is the source of this 7910-nucleotide messenger RNA. RefSeq names its product serine/threonine-protein kinase TOR. Gene Ontology annotation, cellular component: TORC1 complex; nucleus; TORC2 complex. Gene Ontology annotation, molecular function: protein binding; protein-containing complex binding; protein serine/threonine kinase activity. The transcript has 58 exons. Gene Ontology annotation, biological process: TOR signaling; negative regulation of macroautophagy. The record is from RefSeq and is a predicted model, not a curated record. The coding region runs from base 209 to 7633 and encodes 2474 amino acids. NCBI's taxonomy places the organism in Eukaryota, Viridiplantae, Streptophyta, Magnoliopsida, Ericales, Ebenaceae.